Molecule: messenger RNA, 528 nt
Organism: Mesorhabditis spiculigera
Lineage: Eukaryota; Metazoa; Nematoda; Chromadorea; Rhabditida; Rhabditidae
Source: the annotation of a GenBank genome assembly
AUGUUCACCGGCACCAACGGCAAGCGGUACCCCCUCAGCUCGACGAUCGAGGAUAUGGAGGCGUACUUGAAAACCGACGACUCCAUCCUCUCCAUGAUCGAAAACGACUCGUCCCGCUGCCCGCAAAUGGAGCACGCGCGCGACAUCCUGGCCGACAUUGCCUGCCGGCGCAUCCCGAAAAUUAUCGAGAGCGAGGACUUCAGCCCGAGGCGAACGCCAUAUAUCUGGGCCAACGGGGAGCACAUCCCGAUGCUCGACGAUAGAUUUAGGCGAGUGAUCCGCAAGCAGCUCGAGGACGCGAUGAAGGAGGAGCUGCCCGAGAUGGAGAUUGAGAUUUUGCUGCGAAACCUGAACCGUGGCCUCGACGGGAAGCGUCAUCCGGCCGGCGAGGUGCUCGUCUUUGACUCGAAAAAUUCGCCAAGCGGCCAGCCCGUCGCCAAGAGGGUCGAGCAGCAGCAGGUGAUGAUGUCGGCCCCAACCGACCCGACGAUCAUGUCCGUCGCCGUCUUUGCCCACCGCCACGCCACG